UUUGAUGACUUACAAAUGGAUACUUUAAAGGAUUAUUACCCCUACACCUAUUUACAACUAGAUUUGAUUACACUAACAUAAGCUCUCUUGACAAAAAUCAUAACGUUUAUUGCUUAUAAACGAAAUGCUUUCCAAUAAAAGCGCGGGAUUUGCUAUUAAAAUAUGGUGGGUAAAAUGGUGGCCAUUUAGCUGAAGCAGUAGGCUGAUUUAUUAUUUAUGUUCUGUCCCACGGUCACGUGUUUUGGGGCGACCUAUCCAGUCUUGGGCAAGGUUCAACUUACUGGACGCAUUGAGUUUCUAGCUGGCGAACGACCGCAGCAGCUUAUCAUGCAAUGAAUCCGUUUUUUCUAAACACCGCAGGACUGUAAAACGACGUUUUCUUACUUUGCAUCUUUGCAAUGUCGACACUGGGGACCAGUUAUUAUAUUGACUCGCGCAUUCUUCCUGAGCAGGAAGAUAUGGCACAGAGGUACUCCUCAUCAGCUGCAGGGGUGGAGCAGGCGGUGGUCACCGAAUAUGGCGGACAGGAGUCUUGCCCAUUGCAGGCGAAAUCUUCUAUUUUUGGUGGAUCCUGGAGUGCCAUCUCGGCCCACCCUCCAAACACAACCGCUCCGACAUAUAUACAUCACCAUUACACAAACGGGGACAGCGAUGGCAUGUUUACGCGCUCUUGGGCGCUGGAUCCGGUCUCUGCGUCCCUGUGUUUGACGGGAUUACCAUCGACAGCCAUGCACUAUGAGAUCAAACCUGAACCCCUGAUUGGGAGUGCUGAAUGCACGACUUUGGAGACGCACACACAUCUUUUGUCUGACAUUGAAAACGGUGCAUCUCUUGUGGAGAUUCCCUGCGAAACCCCAUCUAAAGCCACUGAAGAGAAUCCGUCAGUGGACGAAAAGAGGGAGAUGGACGCAAAUAACCCGUCAUCCAACUGGCUUCACGCAAAGCCCACCAGAAAAAAACGUUGCCCAUAUACAAAGCAUCAAAUCCUCGAACUGGAAAAGGAGUUUCUGUUUAACAUGUACCUCCCCCGGGAUCGUAGAUACGAGGUAGCGAGACUGCUGAAUUUGACCGAGAGACAGGUAAAAAUCUGGUUUCAGAACCGCAGGAUGAAGAUGAAGAAAGAAAACAAAGACCGGCGGAGAGACAGUUAACUGGUUUUUGGACAGACCUGGGUU
Archocentrus centrarchus (flier cichlid) is the source of this 1175-nucleotide messenger RNA. It is a transcript of the gene hoxa9b, whose product is annotated as homeobox A9b. Gene Ontology annotation, molecular function: DNA-binding transcription factor activity, RNA polymerase II-specific; RNA polymerase II cis-regulatory region sequence-specific DNA binding. Gene Ontology annotation, cellular component: nucleus. Gene Ontology annotation, biological process: regulation of transcription by RNA polymerase II; anterior/posterior pattern specification; proximal/distal pattern formation. The record is from RefSeq and is a predicted model, not a curated record. Bases 399 to 1151 code for a protein of 250 amino acids. Lineage: Eukaryota; Metazoa; Chordata; Actinopteri; Cichliformes; Cichlidae. The transcript is spliced from 2 exons.